GCCAAUUUCUCAUUUCCCCACUUUAUUUUUUGUUUUUUCGUUUGUUUAAAUGCUCUACUCUUAAAUUCAACUCUCUUCAUCUUCCUUCUCUUUCUUUUCCAACAAUUUUUUUCAGGGUGAAACUUUCUUCAACUUCUCCUUUUUUCAAAAUGGCACAGCAGAAAGUUGUGUUAAAGGUUCUAACCAUGACUGAUGAGAAAACAAAGCAGAAAGCAAUUGAAGCUGCUGCUGAUAUCUUUGGGGUGGAUUCAAUAGCAGCAGAUCUUAAAGAGCAGAAAUUGACAGUGAUUGGGCUAAUGGAUGCAGUAGCAGUUGUCAAGAAAUUGAAGAAAGUUGGAAAAGUUGAUUUGAUUUCAGUUGGUCCAGCCAAAGAAGAGAAGAAGGAAGAAAAGAAAGAAGAGAAAAAAGAGGAGAAGAAAGAAGAGAAGAAGGAAGAAAAAAAAGAGGAGAAAAAAUAAUUUAAUUUUCCUAAUUUUAUUAUUUAGUUUUUAUUAUAAUACAUACUAAAUAACCAUAAUUCAUCUUAUACAGAGUUAUUAUUUAUAUAUAGUAAUUUCUGCUGGUUAAUAGUGUUUAUUUUUGGUAGGUGAUAAACUAUUGAAACUUUUUUAUGAAAAAAAAAAAAAACAAGUUGUUAUGGAAAAAUCAUAAUUUUAACCUAAUUUUUGCAAAUAUUGGCAUAUGCUUUUGUAUUUUUUUAGUAUGAUGAAAAUAUGAUGCAAAGACUCCACUAUGAAAUUGGUGAUUGGUUAGAUAUAAAUAUUAACACGGUGUAACUACCUUGUAAAUAUAGUUUGUUCUCAAUUGGGAUAAGAUUAAUUUGCAAGGAUUGUGUGUAAAGUGUUCCCUCUU
This is a messenger RNA of Chenopodium quinoa (quinoa), 852 nucleotides long. RefSeq names its product heavy metal-associated isoprenylated plant protein 39-like. The record is from RefSeq and is a predicted model, not a curated record. The transcript has 3 exons. Gene Ontology annotation, molecular function: metal ion binding. Lineage: Eukaryota; Viridiplantae; Streptophyta; Magnoliopsida; Caryophyllales; Amaranthaceae. The coding region runs from base 150 to 458 and encodes 102 amino acids.